AUGUCUGGCAAGCCAGUGUGCAUUGCAGAUUUUGAGGAGUAUGCUAAAACCUUUCUGCCCAAAUCAGUGUACGAUUAUUACUGCUCUGGGGCUGAUGACCAGGAAACACUGGCAGAUAAUGUCGCAGCAUUUUCCAGGUGGAAACUGUACCCCCGGGUGCUCAGGGACGUGUCGGUGAUGGACCUUUCCACCUCAGUGCUGGGGCAGAGGGUCACCAUGCCCGUGUGCGUGGCCGCCACCGCCAUGCAGCGCAUGGCUCACCCCCGCGGAGAGACGGCGACUGCCAGAGCGUGCCAGGCCGUGGGGACAGGGAUGAUGCUGAGCUCCUGGGCCACCUCUUCCAUCGAGGAGGUGGCUGAGGCAGCUCCAGGUGGCCUUCGCUGGCUGCAGCUGUACGUGUACAAGGACCGGGAGGUGACGGAGGCGCUGGUGAGGAGAGUGGAGAGAGCCGGAUACCGCGGGAUCUUCGUCACCGUGGACACCCCGUACCUGGGCCGGCGCCUCGCCGAUGUCCGCAACAAAUUCCAGCUGCCCCCGCACCUCAGCUUAAAAAACUUCUCGAGCAGUGACCUGGCAUUUUCCUCAGGAAAAGACAUUGGAGCAAACAGCGGGCUGGCUAUGUACGUUGCUGAGGCCAUUGAUGCCACCCUCAGCUGGGAGCACAUCAGGUGGCUGCGGGGGCUGACCUCGCUGCCCAUUGUGCUCAAAGGGAUCCUCAGGGCUGAUGAUGCCCAGGAAGCUGUAAAGAUUGGGGUAAAUGGGAUCCUGGUGUCAAAUCAUGGAGCACGACAGCUUGAUGGGGUCCCUGCUACUAUUGAUGUGUUGCCUGAAAUCGUGGAGGCUGUGCAGGGGAAGGUGGAGGUGUUCCUGGAUGGUGGUGUGAGAAAAGGCACGGACGUUCUCAAGGCAUUGGCUCUUGGUGCCAAAGCUGUUUUCAUCGGGAGACCUGUCCUCUGGGGAUUAGCUUAUCAGGGUGAAGAAGGAGCAAAAGAAGUUCUCCAGAUGCUGAAGGAAGAGUUUCGCCUGGCAAUGGCACUGACAGGAUGCCGGAGAGUAGAAGAAAUUGGCAGGACGCUGAUCCGAAGACAUCGAGUAUUGUUUUCCAAGAUUUAGGUCUGAAGACUCUUGCCUUGUGGGUUGCCUGUUGUGCUUCCAGACAAAAUCCAACUGCAUUCCCUCUGUGGGCCUCCUCCUGCAAUCCUGACUGAGGGAAUGCUCUGCUUUGUAGGAGAUCACUUGUUGAGGAAAGAACUGAAAGCAAAUUUUACAGGUGUUUCCAAAUCUCUCAGGCUCUUAAGGAGAGCUGCUACACUGGGAGGUGUGAUUAGAGAUGGGCCUUUAUCCAAGACCAGCACAGAAACUUCAAUGUGUAUUUGCAAAUGUUGAUAAUUAAUUUCUA
Messenger RNA from Catharus ustulatus (Swainson's thrush), 1399 nucleotides. RefSeq names its product hydroxyacid oxidase 1 (gene HAO1). Gene Ontology annotation, molecular function: oxidoreductase activity; FMN binding. The transcript has 8 exons. NCBI's taxonomy places the organism in Eukaryota, Metazoa, Chordata, Aves, Passeriformes, Turdidae. The record is from RefSeq and is a predicted model, not a curated record. The coding region runs from base 1 to 1113 and encodes 370 amino acids.